AUGGCAAUUUGCGAACAGCUGACAUACCAAGGAGGGGCAGGGGUGAGUGGGUGGGCGGGGAGGAGCGGGGGGAAGGGGGAAAGGGGGGGGUGGGGGGUGGGGUGGGUGGUUGCAGAAUGGAAAGAACGAACCGGAUGGGAGGGAGGGGGAAUGGAAAGAAUGGAGCAAAAGAAAGAGCAGCACUCAGCUUACCCCAGCCAGCGGCGAAAUAAUAGCACGCGCUGCAGUGCGGGCAGCAGCAGGUUUCACCGCGCAUGCCCCUACCCCUGCUGCGCCCAUCCUGGCUUUGACCCUGCGCCUGCGCGGGAGCAGGCGCUUCAGUGGCGGAAGCUGGCGCGGGUGGGGCGGAAGGCGCGGGACCAGGCGCAGGAGGCGCGCUGGGCGCAGGCGGAGACGGGCCAGCGGAAGGGGGCGCGCCCAUGGGCGCGUACUGCUGCUGGGGCGGCAUCCCCGGAUGCUGCUGCGGCGGCUGCUGCGGCGGCUGCUGCUGCGGCUGCUGCUGCUGCAUGUGGGGGGGAUAACCCUGCGGAGGCCCCCCAGGGGGAGGAGGAGGUCCGCCCAUGGGCCCUUGCGCGCCUGGCGGAUAAUACCCCUGCCAAUGCGGGGGGUAAUAGUUCGGGGGAGGAGGGCCGGGCGGGGGACCAUAACCCCCUCCGCCGUGGGGCGGCGGGGGACCCCCCAUCGUCCCCCCCUGCGGGGGAGGCGGAGCUCCCCACAUGCCCGAAGGGGGCGGAGGGGGGUAAUGCGGGUGCUGGGGACCCGGGCCAUAGGCGUUCGGGGGGGGAGGUCCGGGGGGGGGCCUGUAGAAGGGGAAGCGAAGGGGGAGUGGGGGCGGGGGAUUGA
Molecule: messenger RNA, 843 nt
Organism: Closterium sp. Naga37s-1
Lineage: Eukaryota; Viridiplantae; Streptophyta; Zygnematophyceae; Desmidiales; Closteriaceae
Source: the annotation of a GenBank genome assembly